Xylona heveae TC161 is the source of this 2982-nucleotide messenger RNA. Its product is annotated as Arginase/deacetylase. Gene Ontology annotation, cellular component: histone deacetylase complex. NCBI's taxonomy places the organism in Eukaryota, Fungi, Ascomycota, Xylonomycetes, Xylonales, Xylonaceae. Bases 1 to 2982 code for a protein of 993 amino acids. Gene Ontology annotation, molecular function: histone deacetylase activity. The record is from RefSeq and is a predicted model, not a curated record. The transcript is spliced from 16 exons. Gene Ontology annotation, biological process: chromatin organization.
AUGUCUGACCACUUUACUGGCAUGGCUUCCGAAGCUCAACCUGACGAGCCUGUCACGAUCAAUCCUUCUGUUUUUACUUCUGGCCUGAACUCUGACCCUGUGCUUGCUCCCUCGGUACUCCCAAACCCAGAAUCUCCCACGCUUUUCUCAAGAGCGGAGCCUUCUGUUAAGAUUGAGGAGAUGACAGCAGAAGCCAGAGAGAUUAGACGCGCGGCUAUGACGCCAGUCAACUGGCUCCCGAGGCCUCUACCCUUUGCAUCGCUCCCUACCGGUCUUUGCUACGACGUUCGGAUGAGAUUCCAUGCAGAAGUCAAGCCCGUACAGGAACAUCACCCGGAAGAUCCACGUCGGAUUGUUUAUAUUUAUAAUGAGCUUUGUCAGGCGGGACUUGUUCAAGACCCUUCUGCUCCUUGCCCCCCUGCAGGCAACCUCCCACUAGGUGGCGAGACGCUUUACCGCAUCCCUGCCCGGGAGGCUACACCUGAUGAAAUCUGCCUGGUUCACACUCAAACCCAUUACGCCUUUGUUCAAUCAACGAAGAAACUUUACGAUAACGACCUUGUUGAACUUGCUAAUCACCACGAUUCAAUUUAUUUCAACAACCUGUCCUUCCUUUCCUCCACUCUAGCAGUUGGUGGAGCCAUUGAGACGUGCCGAGCGGUCGUUAAUGGCACGGUUAAGAAUGCCAUUGCCGUGAUCCGCCCUCCUGGCCAUCACGCAGAAAUUGACCGCACCAUGGGAUUCUGCUGCUUCAACAAUGUCUCUGUCGCUGCCCGUGUUUGCCAAAAAGAGUUUGGGGACAAGUGUAGAAAGAUUCUUAUCCUAGAUUGGGAUGUGCACCACGGUAAUGGCAUUCAGAAUACAUUCUACGAAGACCCAAAUGUCCUCUAUAUUUCUCUUCAUGUUUAUAAUGACGGACGCUUUUACCCGCAUGGACCGGAUGGUGGUGCUCGAAUGUGUGGAGAAGGGCCAGGAAUUGGCAAAAACGUGAACAUCCCUUGGCCAUCCCAGGGCAUGGGUGACGGCGACUAUAUGUAUGCAUUUCAAAAUAUAGUAAUGCCCAUUGGUUACGAGUUCGAUCCGGAUUUGGUCAUCAUCGCUGCUGGCUUCGAUGCUGCGGCUGGAGAUACUCUCGGGGGGUGUUUUGUGACCCCUCCUUGCUAUGGACACAUGACACGAAUGCUCAUGAGCCUUGCCAAAGGGAAGCUGGCUGGUGGGUAUAAUUUAAAUUCGAUUUCCAAGUCUGCUCUCGCAGUCACUCGCACCCUACUCGGAGAGCCACCGGACAGAUUGGACCCCCCUGUAGCCUGCAAGGCCGCAAUAGAUACGGUUCAUCAAGUUGCAAGAAUGCAAUCGAAGCACUGGCGUUGCAUGUACACGGCUGAUAUAGAUAUCGCUGCCAAACAUAAGCUCGGUGGAGAACGGAUGCAUGAUAUUAUCCGUGCCUAUCAGAGCCGAUUCUUGUACGAUAAGUACAAGAUGAUCUGCCUCUUCAUUCUAAGAGACGAACUUUCAGUCUCAUUUCAGAAUCAGGUCGUUGCGACUCCAAAUUACCAUGCAGCAAAUCCGCUUCUCGUCAUUUUUCAUGAUCCUCCUGAGAUUCUUGGUGUGCCUAAUCCUUCGACAGCGAAACUCGAGCUCCAUAACGCUUGGCUUACUGAUAUGGUAAAACAUUAUAUUGAUUGGGCUGUUAAGCAAGGAUUUGGAGUGAUUGAUGUUAACAUCCCAAAGCAUCUCACUGGGCUUGAUGACGAUUGGGAAGGGUACGUCGAAGAAGACCGGGCACGACGCUUCAAAGCGACGGAACAGCUUGCUGUCUAUCUGUGGGAGAAUUAUAUCGAAAUCAAUGAUUCAACCGAGAUCUUCUUCAUGGGCAUUGGAGACGCCUACCAAGGCUUGCUUCAUAUCCUCACUGCACGAGAGCAAUCUCGCGACCAUGUCACUGGCGUCGUCAACGUUCUCUCGGAAAACCCUCUUCGACCGGUUACGUCUCAAACCGACGACUAUGCAGGACUUUGGUAUCACAAGAACUCGAUGGUUUUUGUCUCCGGCACCCACCUCGUGUGGUCUCCAGACCGCCGACGUCCAAAGAAGAAGUUUGGAAACCUGAUCAAGUCUCCUCAAAACGGGCUCAACGAAAUGCUUCAUGCUCACCAACAACAAAUCCAAAAGUUCAUUCUUGACAGGGUCAUUGUUGCAGAAACGGUAUCAGAUGAAUUAGCAGUAGAAAAGGACAAGACCGAGACCUCUGGUAACAUUGCAGGCGCUGCGGAAGAAGUAGGCAUGCAAGCACUGGAACCUCCCAAGCGAGGAGAUAUCGUCAUGACCACCAGCCAGGCAGAGCUUCCUAUAGUCGGUACAGACACCAGCAUAAAUCCUGCCCCUGCCUUUGUCGCAUCCGUGGCCAUGUCAACUUCUACCAACGCGCCGCCAAUUCCAUCAAUUACCACGAGCCAAGAAACUAUGGAUCUUGAUGAGCCCGCGUCUAUGUUUGUUCCUGCUGCUACUCCGCCAGGCCGCGCUACUUCUGUGCCUAUUUCUGCUUCUACCAAAGCCAAGAAUAACAACAAUAACAACAACAAUGGCUCAAAACGCAAGAGAGGGGCGUCUCAAGACAUACCUGUCAGCGUCACUCCCUCUUCUUCUUCUACUGGAGGUCGGCUUCCUCGUGGCAGCGGUAAUGGCGGCAAUGGUGGCAAGGGUAAUGGAAACGGUAACGGCAAUGGGAAGAAGAAGAAUAAUAAUAACAACAACAAUGGAGGAAUCGCCACAAGACCCAGACCUAAAGUCACAAGCAAGAGUCCCCUCUCUGUAUCAGCCACACCGACACCUUCUGUCCCAGCUGGCCUCUCUGCUCCCGCUGGUCCUGCUGCGUCCGCCUCGUCAGCCUCCGUGUCCAGAUCUCCAUCGACCACGCCAAAGAUUUCCUCGCUUUUGAAUCCCGCGCCUGGUCCUGCCUCUGGACCUGGUCGUUCUGAGUAG